Molecule: messenger RNA, 575 nt
Organism: Vanessa atalanta (red admiral)
Lineage: Eukaryota; Metazoa; Arthropoda; Insecta; Lepidoptera; Nymphalidae
Exons: 4
Coding region: 196-537 (113 amino acids)
Source: RefSeq, a predicted model, not a curated record
UCCAUCACAAAAUAUUCACAUUAAUAGUCACUAAACAUUAUACGUCGAAACUCAUAGAAUACCUAGAUUACGGGAAGUUUAAGUUAUUUCUUAGACAAUAGUAUGUUUUAAUAAACAAAGUGCUCAUAACACCAUGUAACUAGCUUCAUUUACAGCGCCUCGCUCCACAAGGCAAGCUAUCCUGUCGAAACCAAAAUGUCAAAUAUAUUAACAGGGAUUUUGGUGGUUUUCGUUUUAAUCACCUUAGUGUCUUCACACGGACCUCCAUUGGAGCGCGACAAUGAAGACAUAGCAAUGGGGAGGAAGGUAAAAAAAAUGGGUGCCAAGUGGUGCAGCAUGGCGAAGGUUUGCAAUCACGAUCGCGUACCGAUCUGUGGCAUCAGUCACGCUGGCGAUGUGAUGGGCUUUCGAGACCUCUGCGAUAUGUUUGACUAUAACUGCAUAAGAAGAAGGAAUUACAAGCAAACUGCCUGCCCAGAAGACAAGUCGAUAUUAACCGUGUCGCGACGCCCAACCAACAGUUUUUAUGAUGAUUAAUUUAAUUUGUAUUUCAUACCAAACAUUGUAAAGUCAAU